Molecule: messenger RNA, 1615 nt
Organism: Metschnikowia bicuspidata var. bicuspidata NRRL YB-4993
Lineage: Eukaryota; Fungi; Ascomycota; Pichiomycetes; Serinales; Metschnikowiaceae
Exons: 1
Coding region: 95-1396 (433 amino acids)
Source: RefSeq, a predicted model, not a curated record
ACCAUGUAAUGAAUAUAUAGACUGUAGUGAUAGUAUGUCAGACACCACAAACUAAUCGCUGAUUUCUGUAGCUCCUCAAAAAUUGUCUGCCACCAUGCCACUUUCAAAUGCUGAUGAACGAAAGAGUACGAUCAUAGUUCCAAGAAUACCAAAAAUGUCCGCAAAAAAUCAUGAAAAAAGCUCAUCAGAGAUCACCACCGAGUCACCGUCCCUCACCUCUUUAAAACGUAUCCGAUUGAAAGCAUGCGGCCCUAUUGAUACUGAAAGUUCUAUUGAGAAAAUUGAUAGCUCACAACGAAACUUCCUUCUUAAGUAUGCCCGGGGCUUUCAUUUCAAUGUAAAUCAAACCAGGCGUGUGUUCGAAAAUAAAUCAAAGAGAGAUAUUUUUUUUGAGCUUUUGAACUCUUUACCGGAAGACGACCUCUCGAUCAAACUUGAUGUUCAAAACCCGUGCGGUGUGUCUGCUGAAAGCAUGGAAAAGGCAUUAGACCGUGCUUUCAUGGUGAAAAAGGAUAAAUAUGUAAAAGCCAUUAGACUGCUUGUAAAUGAAGCCAAAAUACAAAAUAAGGAAAUGAGAGGAGAAAAAACCCAGUGUGGGGGACAUGAAGUUGAACCCAAUCAAAUGAGAGAGUUGGUGAGCAGUGCAGUUGCCUGUAUUUUCAUCGCCAACGCAAAGUUCGUUAAUAACAAGGUGUAUCUCAUAUAUGCCAAGUCGCUCAGAGCCAUGACUUUCAUCGCUUCGAGGAUUGCCCCAGAUUUUCACAAAAGCGACAUCCUCACUGAACAGGAAGUAAUCAAUAAGAUCCAUCACCUUGUGUUCAGGUUCAGAAUAUUUGAGGAGGGAGACCCAGACAACUUUUUCAUUUUGAAGAAACUUCCUGUUCUCUCAGGCAGGUUAGCAUGGACCACCGUGUCGUUCUUGCCCAUGGAAAAUCCUGAAGAUUACUUUUCACAAUCGUUUCUUUAUCCAGAAGAUGUGGUUACGAGUUGGAUUACGGGUGAAACAAACUCUAGAGGUAAAGUUUUUGCAGAUGUCAUUAUUGAUUUGGGCAGAGAAAAGACGCCCCCCAGGCGCUUGACUAUGGAUCGCACCACGUGUCAUCUCCAACACGUUUUAUCCACCAACAAAUUUGACGGUCUUAUUGCAGAAGACAAGAAAAGAUUGUCAAAAAUGUUGGAAGACAACAAUGGCAUCGAGAACUCAACUACUAAGAGCCUCACGAAUGCUAUUAGUAGAGCAGAAGUUAAGGCAGCCAUCUUCAAGGCAAGAGUCUGUGAGGUUAUCGCCGCAACUCAACAACAAAAAACAUACGAUGCACGCGAAGAUCACGCUCGAAUGACCUGCGUCGUCCAGUUCAAAAUCAAAUCUCCACGAGUGCUCUGUGCUGGAAACUAGAACAUUUUGGUGAAUUUUAACUCGAGUUGUUUUGUCCGUGAUUUGAUGUGUUAAAAUCAAUGAAUCACGUACCAUAGACAACUCUAAAGGUCCAAUGGUACGGUUUUAAUUCUGAGUUUAGGAUGAGCAACAGUCUUUGAUUUGGCAUGGACAAGCUUUUUACUGUUUAUACUCUGGGGAAUAUGUAUCCUAUCAUCAGAUGAAUCCCCAAAGUUACCG